This is a messenger RNA of Ichthyophthirius multifiliis, 1522 nucleotides long. RefSeq lists its product as hypothetical. The transcript has 2 exons. NCBI's taxonomy places the organism in Eukaryota, Ciliophora, Oligohymenophorea, Hymenostomatida. Gene Ontology annotation, cellular component: axonemal dynein complex; axoneme. Gene Ontology annotation, biological process: axonemal dynein complex assembly; regulation of cilium movement; cilium-dependent cell motility. The record is from RefSeq and is a predicted model, not a curated record.
ACAAAUGGCUCUAUUAGGUAAAACAUUAAAAGGUCGAAGUACCCGUCCAGGUGGUCUUCCUUAAAAGCGAAAUAUAAAAUAUCGUCAAUUAGCAAAAAACCAGGAAGAAUUCGACUAACUAAAACAACUAGCCAAACUAAAACGCGAAGGUUUAAAAAACCGUAUAAAAGAUGAAUAAAAGAUAGUUUUAUUUAACAAAAAGAAGCUUUUGACCUAUUGGCGUAAAAUAAUGAGAAUAGCAAAAACUGAACAAAUAAAAAAUGAAAUCGACAUAUACUCUUAAAACAACUAACGAGAAUUAGAUUCUAAAGAAGCUUUCAUAUAAAUGCUUGACAAAAACCUAGAUGAAGCCGAGGAUUAAUUCCAAAUUGCCCUAAGGAACCAUCUAAUGCAUACUGAUAACUUGAAUUAACUCUAAGAAGCACGAAUGAGGGGUCUAUAGGAAGAAUUUAACCGCGAUAUUUAGAUUUUAGAGAAUGAAUUUGACUUAGAAAGAGAAGAUAUGGUAAAAACACACAAAACACACUUAAAAGAACUUGAGGAUAUGAUAGAGACGGUAAAAGAAGAGGAUAAAAAGAAAAUGGAAGAAGCCUAGAAUGAGUUUUCAUAGUUCAAAGAGGAGACUAAGAACAAAAAUUUAGAAGAAACUAAUGUAAUGAAGAUUAUUUUGGAGACUAAAUAGACAAAAUAUUACACUGAAUUGGAAUAGAUGAAUUCGAAAUUUCAAAGUGAUACUUCAAAUAAAGUUAAAGAUCAUUAAUUUCUGCAUUAGCAUAAUAAAAAUAGGAAAAAAGAAAUAGAUAGGUACUUAAGAAUGAUUGCGUCUAAAAAAGCUAAUAUAGAACUCGAAAAAGUCAAAAUCAAUUAACAUUGUAAAGAAUUUAAUGCCAGGAAUUAGGCUCUUAAAAAAGAAAAGGAAAACAUAUCUAAUAGUUAUCAUGAUUUAAAGCAUAAAAUGUAGAAAUUCAGAGAAGAAGAGUCUAAUAGACUUAAAGAAUUGACUAAUAAUUCCAGAAAUACAGUACUUAAGUUAAAAGAAUAUGCAUUAUUAGGCGAAAAAAUACUUAAAACAGCAGAAUUAUGUAGAAGAUUAGAAACUGAAAAGGAAAAAGUAAUACCUUUUUAUGAAGAGACAGUAGAUGACGAUGAAAUACCUUAAUAAUUGAAGGAUGAAUUAGAAUAUUUGAAACCUGAAGAAAAAGAUGAGUAUUCUUAUUUAAAUAAUUUCUAUAAAAGAUAUAAUAAAGUCUUAUUGGAUAAAUUAGCUAUAGAUAAAUAAAAAGAAAAUCUAUAAAAAGAUAAUAAAUUACUCAAAUCUUUACUUAAAUAAUAUUUAGAUGGAAUUUCGCUAAAUGAUGAUGUACUUAAAAAUGAAAAUAAUCCACUUCUAGUUGUAAAUCACAAAUUUAAUUUAGGAAAAAUUUAAGCAGAGAGAUAUGAAAACAAAACAAUUAUAGAAGGUCCUUUUUAAGUUAGAAGUACUUAAAUGUAAUUAUAAGGAUAAAAACCAGGAUAUUUUUGA